This is a messenger RNA of Peronospora matthiolae, 381 nucleotides long. The record is from the annotation of a GenBank genome assembly. Lineage: Eukaryota; Oomycota; Peronosporomycetes; Peronosporales; Peronosporaceae.
AUGGACAAACGUACACACGAAUGGCUGGACCGGUGGAUCAGCAAUACUCGUCAUAGCAGUACCAACAAGGUACUGGCUCCUCUGGUCAAUAACGCGGACGACUGGAAUCAUUUGCGGUCUCAGAAGUACGCGGGCGACGAUAUGCUCAAAUUUUGUGCUUUCCGGCGGCUAAAGGGACUGGGUCACCAUAUUGUGUGCUCUCUCAUACAUGAUUGUGAAAUCUCCGCGCUUACCGAAGGUAAACCCACACCGCUGCACACACCGGACAAAUUGCGGCUGCACCUUAGGUUACUGGUCUCAAAUGACCAGUACAAACGCGCCUGUUAUUCCAAGAACAAACCAGUCGAGUGGGAAGCUCUUCGUAGCUUUUUUUUCAUCUGA